AUGCCGCGACCUAAAGUCCUACCUGAAAAUCGAUUGCGUGCUGUGAAAGCCUGCAGGCAAUGCAGAGCAUCUAAGAAACGAUGUACUGGAACGGCCCCAUGCCCUAACUGCGUUCGUAGAGGAUGUGCUGGAAAAUGUAUUGUCUCGGAUAGUGAGCCCGACUCCAGUUCUCACGAUGCCGCCAGCUUUCCAUCGGAUGCUGCUGAUCAUGGCUCCUGCAUUCACGCGAAUGAUCCUCAAUCAUAUUCCCCUAAUGCCCCCCAUCAUACCUAUCCGAGGCUCUUGCGCAGUGUUUGUGGUGAACAAGUCUAUAUCGGUAAUGAGGCGUCGUUGUCAUUCCUGCAAUUGCUCCGCGAUCUUGUAACACAAUAUAUGGGCCCCUCGAGCUUUUCGAAUAAUUCAAAACGCGACACCAUGCUAGAAGAAGAAAGGAAACCACAAGAAAUAUUUGUAGAUGAUCCCUUGAAUCUCGACCAGAAAGCUGUUCUAGUUCAGGUAUAUCUGAUUGCGACUAGCGGAAUCCUUCAUGUAGUUUCUAGUUCUGAGGCGCUCCGAAUUCUGAAAGACUCAGCCUCGCCUACAGAGCAUCAUAAUCCAUGCCGCGCAGCAACAGGUGAUCUAAUGAUUGCCAUCGGAGCACAGUGUACGACAAAUGAUGAGCCUGGUGUAGGGGUGGAGAGAUUCUACUUCCUUAGAGGGCAACGACGGGCAUUUGAGGGUUCUUUGGAGCACCCAAGUGUAGAUCUUGUGAGAGCAUUUGUCCUGUUAGCGUUUUACAUGAUGGGUGCUUGCCAACGAAACGCAGCUUCAAUGUAUCUUGGGGUAGCAGCCCGGGCGGCAGCAAUCUUGGGUCUUCAUAGCUGCGAAUAUCAUGGCAUGCUGGGAGAACCAGAAAGGCAGAGAAGGCUUCGUGUAUGGGCAAGCCUUCGGACACUGGACCUAAUAUCCAGUUCCAUUCUAGGCCGUCCAGCAGCAACUUCUACGCCUCGUUCUCACUCUCAGGACCAAAUUGCAAGCCAAAUUGAACAGGCCGGAUUUAUUGAUAUCUUUUUACUGGCAUCCUAUCAAGGGUCUCAGAUAAUUGAAGAAAUUGUGGGCACCAUAUAUGGCGAGAAGUCAGUCUCCACGGACACGGCCCAAGCCCUUCUUCAACGACUACGAAACUGGACAGACGAAUUCUAUCAUGCACUCCAAAAGAUAUCGGUCACCGAUUCCAGUUCUCGAGAACAGGGCUAUGCGCUAGGCAAACUUCAUGUUGCCUGUCUGUACUACUGGGCAGUAACACUGGUUACUCGCCCCUUCCUCGUUUCCGUUCUGACCUCCCGUCUCUCUCGUUCAGCAAGGCCGGAUUCCAUCAUAGAAGAUCCCAUGUAUCUUACGUUAGCUUUCUCGUGUGUUGACUCGGCGGUUUACCUUCUACAGGGGUGUCGAGAAAUGCUAGACGCGGGACUAAUGCUUGCGAAUGUUUCUUUACUGAAAGCAUUCAUAUUUGCAGCUUCAUUAGUCGUGGGCUUCCUGAUGUUUUCGGGCAGGGAUGUAAGCCUCGAAGUGGAAGAAGCAUUCGCCUCUGCCCAGGAACUUCUCCAAAUGCUCGCCCGUCGAUCUCCUCAGGCUGCACAUUAUAACGAGAUUCUCUGCCUUCUCGCAACGGUCAUCGCGGAACAACGGCAACGGCUGAAUGAACAAGCUGCCCGCAGCCGCAGCCAGUACGUAAAUCGAAUCUUCAUCUUUGACCAAGACAGGCCUUCAACUUCAACAGCCAUGCACCGAGACCCGGUGGAUGACUGGAUGAGGGAGACCCUGUUUGAUCCACCUACAUCCGGAGCGUUCCUUGGCUGGGAUAGUUUAGAUUUACCCCUGUGGGAUAAUUUUCCUUUCAACCCGAACUGUGCAGGGUAGGAAGAAUUGUGAGCUGCGGAACGGUUUACAAUCUCAAUUCCCCGGAAAUCCUAUCACAAUAAUGAUGAAGUUUU
Molecule: messenger RNA, 1973 nt
Organism: Aspergillus ochraceoroseus IBT 24754
Lineage: Eukaryota; Fungi; Ascomycota; Eurotiomycetes; Eurotiales; Aspergillaceae
Exons: 6
Coding region: 1-1899 (632 amino acids)
Biological process (GO): DNA-templated transcription; positive regulation of transcription from RNA polymerase II promoter by galactose
Cellular component (GO): nucleus
Molecular function (GO): zinc ion binding; RNA polymerase II cis-regulatory region sequence-specific DNA binding; DNA-binding transcription factor activity, RNA polymerase II-specific
Source: RefSeq, a predicted model, not a curated record